GCGGGGAGAGCGGGCGACGCGGCAGCACCCUACCAGCGGCUGGACUAGUCGGGAGACCCUAGCGCCCCUGCUCCUGGCCUCCGCCCCCUCGUGGUCUCCGCCUCCUUGCCUCACACACCCCCCGGGCCGCCCGGGCCGCAGGCCUUCCCGGCGCUCCUCCUCCCUCUCUUCAUACUCGCUCUGGCCGGGGUCCUCUUGCUGCCUGCUGGCCUUGCUGCUUCUGGGGCGAGUCCUCCUCCUUGGGCUCUCCUUUCUCUCUCUCUCUCUCUCUCUCUCUCUCUCUCUCUCUCUCUCUCUCUCUCCCCACACACACACACACACACACACACACACACACUCGUGCCCUUGGUCUCUGGGCCACCCCUUCCUCUCCAGCCCUACUCCUCUCGUUCUUGCUAACGCCGCCGUSGGGGGAGGAUUGAUGUCCGUUCAGCAUCAUGCAGCCACCGCCGAGAAAGGUGAAAGUAACACAAGAACUGAAAAACAUUCAAGUUGAGCAGAUGACAAAACUUCAAGCCAAACAUCAAGCAGAAUGUGAUUUGCUUGAAGAUAUGAGGACAUUCAGUCAGAAGAAGGCUGCUAUUGAAAGAGAGUAUGCACAGGGUAUCCAGAAGUUGGCUAGUCAGUACCUGAAGAGAGAUUGGCCUGGAAUAAAAGCUGAUGAUCGGAAUGAUUACAGGAGCAUGUAUCCUGUUUGGAAAUCCUUUCUCGAGGGAACAAUGCAGGUAGCCCAGUCUCGGAUCAAUAUAUGUGAAAAUUAUAAAAACUUCAUUUCUGAGCCUGCCAGGACUGUGAGAAGUUUAAAGGAACAGCAACUAAAAAGGUGUGUGGACCAGUUGACAAAGAUCCAAACUGAAUUACAAGAGACAGUGAAAGAUUUAGCUAAAGGCAAAAAGAAGUACUUUGAGACUGAGCAGAUGGCUCAUGCAGUGCGAGAGAAAGCUGACAUUGAGGCAAAGUCUAAACUUAGUCUUUUUCAAUCAAGAAUCAGUUUACAGAAAGCAAGUGUAAAGUUAAAAGCCCGGCGAUCUGAGUGUAAUUCCAAAGCUACCCACGCAAGGAAUGAUUAUCUUCUUACACUAGCAGCAGCAAAUGCACAUCAGGAUCGCUACUAUCAAACAGAUUUAGUUAACAUUAUGAAGGCUCUCGAUGGCAAUGUGUAUGAUCACCUCAAGGAUUAUUUAAUAGCCUUCAGCCGGACUGAGCUAGAAACAUGCCAAACUGUGCAGAACACAUUCCAGUUUUUGUUAGAGAACUCCAGCAAGGUGGUACGGGACUAUAAUCUUCAGCUGUUUUUACAAGAGAAUGCUGUAUUUCACAAACCUCAACCCUUCCAGUUCCAGCCCUGUGACAGUGAUACUAGUCGACAAUUAGAAUCAGAAACUGGGACCACAGAGGAGCACAGUCUAAAUAAAGAGGCUAGGAAAUGGGCCACACGUGUGGCACGUGAGCACAAAAACAUUGUUCAUCAACAACGGGUUCUAAAUGAACUUGAAUGCCAUGGAGUUGCCGUAUCAGAACAAAGCCGAGCAGAACUGGAACAGAAAAUAGAUGAAGCUAGAGAAAAUAUUCGUAAAGCAGAGGUAAGGGGGCAGCUAACUAUGGCAUUUUGCCCAACUCCAGUCAGUGUCACAGCUGUGAUGUACACCUUUGAAGCUGAGUUCCUACACUUAUUAAGUUGA
This is a messenger RNA of Urocitellus parryii (Arctic ground squirrel), 1682 nucleotides long. The record is from RefSeq and is a predicted model, not a curated record. Lineage: Eukaryota; Metazoa; Chordata; Mammalia; Rodentia; Sciuridae.